UUUCAGUGCCCUAUAAAUGCAACCCCGAGCCACAUGGGAUUCAGUGAUAUCCCAAGUGACAUCCAUUUACCCAUCAUCACAAUAUGGCCACCUUUAAACCGCUCCUCCCACCCCGAGCUGUCCCACGCGACCGUGGCGAUGGCCCGACUCCCCUGCCCGACUCCGCGGGCUCUUUCUCGCCUAUGGUUCGCGACAACCUCACCCUCUCCUCGUGGCUCCUCCUAGGCGGGCUCGUGCAAGGCUGUGCAUUUCUACUGCUGGGUUCCCUCUCCCUGCUUCCGACCGCGGCGAUCCUCCUCUACAGAACCAUCGACCAUCUGCUGAUGGCCUGCCACCUGACCCCCAACCGGUAUUUGGCAGGAUCCAUCCCUAUCAAGCGCAGUGCUCAGUAUCCCCGGCCCGAUGGCAGCUUUGGCAGUGAACCGGCGGGCGAGUCUAUCGUGGUCUUCCAUUUGGGUGCACGCUGCCACCAUCCUCUCGGGCUACUCGCCCCAGGCAUGAAGGAAUUGGGCGACAGCGCCGAUAAGAUGCGACGGGACAUGCGCGCCAACCCUGUCAAGUACGGUCUAUUGGGCUCCUCGCACUGGCUGAAGAGCGACAGUGCAGCGGGUAAUGAGUCCAUGACCGUCUUCUACCUCCGCGACUACGCUGCUCUCCAUCAGUUCGCCCACGAUGAGAUCCACAUGGAAGGGGUGCGCUGGUGGGCUCGCAUCGCAAAGGACCAUCCGCAUCUGGCCAUUUACCAUGAAACCUACCUGGUGCCGCGCGGAAACUGGGAGAAUAUUUACAUUAAUGGCUGGCCGACGGGGCUGGCCGAUACCUGGUUUCCUGUGCAGACUCAGGCUGACAAGGAGAAGAAUACCGGAGUGGUUGAGCAAUGGGUGCGACCGUUGGUUGAUGCGCGUGACGGUGCCUUACGGUCGGCCAGUAAGCGGCUGCAGUUGACACGCUUGGAGGGUCGUGAGAAGGAGCACGAUGAUAUGUAUAACCAACCUGAGGGCCUGUGAUCGGCAGCUACAAGAUUAUCACCGCAGGAAUUCUCAUGCACCUCUCCUCUCCACAUUUGUGAUCUCUUCGAUUUAGCGAUUUUCUAUCGUAAUCCCAUGAUGUGCACUGAAUCUGUCUCCCACUGCUUCGCCCGUAUCCUUAAUCCCCCAGGAAGAAACUAGAGCGGACUAACUUCCUUCGAGCCUGCUGCGGUGGUGUUAGUGGCCGCGCUAGACGGCGGAUGUCUGGAUGCCAAUCAAUCACAUUGCAGACAUUUUGGGUCCGACCACGAUCCGCUGGCCUAUCCUCUGCUAGCCACGUUAGUUUUUCUAGGCGUGACUCGACCUUUUGGUUCCCCUGGCGUAUCGCCAGGACUCUGAAACAGCAAACCCCCGAUUGAGCCUCCCCGUCGAUAGGAGCAUGGACAAUCCCAACACACUGGUACCAUUCCGUUCGGAAUCUAUGCGCCGUCGAUCCGGUUGCAAGAGAUCGAGAACCGGAUGUCGCACUUGUCGG
This is a messenger RNA of Aspergillus neoniger CBS 115656, 1503 nucleotides long. RefSeq names its product monooxygenase fmaE (gene fmaE). Lineage: Eukaryota; Fungi; Ascomycota; Eurotiomycetes; Eurotiales; Aspergillaceae. The coding region runs from base 84 to 1007 and encodes 307 amino acids. The record is from RefSeq and is a predicted model, not a curated record. The transcript has a single exon.